AUGCCGGACGAGCUAGCACCACCCCGCAAGAGCGUAGAGCUGGAAGACCCCGGCGCGAAAGAGCUGGCCGACUCAAGCGAUGAGCACUUCUCCGAUGCUACCGAAGGCCAGCCUGCACGGUCGGACAUGACCUCGCCCAUCCCCAUCACACGAGUUGAGCGAGUCGACGACGAGCCAGCCCACGGCGAGGUUCCCGGAACAGACGCAUACAACAUGCGCACCCAAGACGCAGUUCCCGACGAGGUGGAGAUUGUACCAGAAGGCGCACGAAGUCGCAGUGCCUCGCGCGUCAGCGUAAACGACAGGCCUCUGACACCAGGAGGAACACCAGUGCCCAAGACAAUUGUCGAGAAGAUCGACCCCGACCAGCCCAGCUACGGCGAUGUUCCCGGUACACUUGCCCACCAGCAACGUCUGGCCGAUGCUACGCCUGACGUGGUUGUCAGAGCACCGGAGGAGCCUUCCCAGAGCAGCAAUCCAGGGUCACCAACCUCGCAUGACAGGUCCCCAAUAAGCCCGAGUGACGGCGCAACCGAAGCCGCACCUGAAACACUUGCCGAAGCCGACGCCGACGCCUCGAUUGAGCAAGACGACGACUUUGGCAACGCCGACGGUGACGACGAUGGUUUUGGCGAUUUCGACGACUUUGAAGAAGGCGAAGAGGGUGACGAUGAUUUUGGGGACUUUGACGAUGGGUUUCAGCAAGGCGAGGACGAUGCAGAGACAUCAUUUGAUAAGCCCCCAGAACAGCCUCCUGUACCUGUCCCCUCGCCAGGUCCUCCCGUCUUAGGCUUUGACCAACUCACAUCACUUGAAGAUAUCGUCUCAGCAACACAGCCAUACCUUGAUGACAUGUACCCUGCACAGGACGGCAUACCCACAAUAUCUACCAAUCCCGAGGAAACGCGGUCGAUAUUCCUCUCAGAACGGAGUCAUUCAUUAUGGACACAACUAGUCGCACCGCCGCCACUACAACCUCCCGACUGGGUCCGCUCGCGCAUACGGCGGCUGUUCUUGGUAUCCCUAGGUGUACCCGUCGACCUUGACGAGAUCCUCCCUGCAUCCAAACAAAAGAAGCUCAUCCUCCCUUCAAUACACAUACCCGGCGGCUCACCGCGCCCUUCUUCAGACGGUCGAAAUAACGGUGGUCCCUUGGGACGCAUCAAGCGCGAGAACGAAUCAUCCACUUCAGUUGACUCAUCAAGUUCAAAACCAGAGCGGAAACGCAAAGGACCGCCACCACCACCCGAACUGGACAUCAGCAGUACCAUGCAGCUUUGCGCGACAACAGAUGCAGCACUGCAAGGGCUGACAGACGAGGAGUUGAAGAUGCACAUCGACCACCUAAAGGGCCUGCAAGAAAGAGCAAAGGAGGUGUUUGAGUACUGGCAGAAGAGAUUAGAAAGUGCACUAGGCGACAAGGAUGCCUUUGAGCAAGUCAUCGAGAGUCUGGUUGCGCAUGCGAAGAAGCUCAGGUAG
This is a messenger RNA of Alternaria novae-zelandiae, 1479 nucleotides long. RefSeq lists its product as uncharacterized. The coding region runs from base 1 to 1479 and encodes 492 amino acids. The transcript is spliced from 4 exons. The record is from RefSeq and is a predicted model, not a curated record. NCBI's taxonomy places the organism in Eukaryota, Fungi, Ascomycota, Dothideomycetes, Pleosporales, Pleosporaceae.